AGCAAAGAAUUUAUAAAUGCCAAGCGAGAAAAAUAAUGGCAAGAGGACCUGUGCAACGCCGCACAACUUGCAGCUCUUCCGUUAUAUAAGGAGCCACCAUGGCCGCCUCAGUACAAACACCUUGUGUUCUCUCAGCUCUAGUGUCGACCCUCGCCAAGAACCAGCCACCGCCGCUGCCUCCCGGCCUCCGCUUCCAAGUCUCGAGGUGUCCGGCGUCGACGGUAGCAGCAGCAACAUGAAGCGCCUCCUCAGACGGCUCUCCCGCGUGGCCGCGGCCGACGCAUGCGCCGCCGCCGCGUACCAGCCGCUCCGGCCCGACGUGGCCGCGAAGGCCUCCUCCACGGCCGCUUCCUCGUCGUCCUCGUUCUUCGGCGCGCGAAGGCUCGGCCGCGGCGCGCGGGUGCCGGAAGGGCACGUGCCGGUGUGCGUCGGCGAGGAGGGCGGCCACGUGGAGCGCUUCGCCGUGCGGGCCGAGCUGCUGGGCCAGCCGGCGUUCAAGGCCCUGCUUCGGCGCGCCGCGCAGGAGUACGGCUACGGCCACCCGGGCGCGCUCCGCAUCCCCUGCGCCGUCGCAAACUUCCGCCGCGUCCUCCUCGGCCUCUCCGACCCCGGCUGCCAAGCCACCGACGACGACGAUGCCGCGCUCUACUACUAGCAUCGCCCUUCCCCGUUUCACUCUCCUCGUUCGGCUGCCAUGGAGGGCGUGAUUGGAAAUUUGCCCACUGGCGAAGGCAAAUCGGUGAACCAGCAGAGCCAAUUGCCAGCUGCUGCGUUCUGACCGAUCUGCCCCUGCGUGGAUGAUGUGCAUAGGAAGGUUGGUGGAGGGUAGGACGGGGAUUCCGCCGCAUUUUCUACUGCGGCUCAACAAUUUUAGGACCUGCUGUCUUGUGGGAAUUCUUCUUCUUCUUCUGAGUGUUCUUGUAGCUAGCUCUAGAUCAAGCUCUCGUAGCUGCAUGAAGCCUCUUCUUACUCUUUUUUGCUAGGGAUUUUGAGGUCUUGAUAACACAUCAUGUAAGCCGCAAGGCUGUGAAAUGGAUGAUUUUGUAGUGCAAAAGUUUGGUCCAUAUACACUGUGAAGAGAGUUUCGUCCA
Molecule: messenger RNA, 1091 nt
Organism: Aegilops tauschii subsp. strangulata
Lineage: Eukaryota; Viridiplantae; Streptophyta; Magnoliopsida; Poales; Poaceae
Product: auxin-responsive protein SAUR72
Biological process (GO): response to auxin
Source: RefSeq, a predicted model, not a curated record